CUUGCCAUCAGCAGCGUUGGCAGUUCCAUUGUUUGCAGCACCAUCGGCAGCUGCUCCGUUGUCCUUGUUCUUCUUUGCGUCCUUGGCCUGUGCGUCCUUGUUCUUCUUUCCCUUACCGUCGUCGGCGUUGGCGGUUCCGUCGUUGGCCGCUGCGUCUCCGGCCGCGGCUUCAGCAGCGGGGUCGGCGGCGGCUUCAGCUGCCUUGUCCUUGCGGGCGUCAAGCUGGGCGGCGGCGUCAUCCUCAACGUCAUCCUCCUCGACGUCAUCCUCAAGGUCGUCCUCCUCAUCGGCUGACGAUGGAUGUUAGUUUCAAUAUGCAUACAUGGGCGGGUGGGUUUAUUAUGUACCUUGCACUUCGGCCUUGCCACGGCGGAGCUUGGGCCUGACAUCGACGUUGGCCGCCAUGCUUAUAUCCCUGACGCGCAGAGCCACGGACGGCUCAUCACGAGUGGGGAGCGCGAUGACUUGGGCAGCGAUGGCCGCAAUGGAAAGGAGAAUGGAGCUCUUCAUUUCGAAUGAAGUGC
Molecule: messenger RNA, 524 nt
Organism: Colletotrichum navitas
Lineage: Eukaryota; Fungi; Ascomycota; Sordariomycetes; Glomerellales; Glomerellaceae
Exons: 1
Coding region: 301-519 (72 amino acids)
Source: RefSeq, a predicted model, not a curated record